Messenger RNA from Rotaria sp. Silwood1, 1100 nucleotides. The record is from the annotation of a GenBank genome assembly. NCBI's taxonomy places the organism in Eukaryota, Metazoa, Rotifera, Eurotatoria, Philodinida, Philodinidae.
ACCACAAUAACGGUUAGUAAAUUAUCUUAUUCAUGUUAUUUUGAAUUUUAUUUAGGCGAACAUCAUUAGCAUCACCAAAACAAUUAUUUCGUUCAGCAAAUAUGGCACAACGAUGGCAAAGACGAGAAAUUUCAAAUUUUGAAUAUCUUAUGUAUCUUAUAAUACGAUUGCAGGAACCAUUCACAACAUUUUAUUUAAGUUUACAAGAAGGAAAAUUUGUUCAUGCUAGUCGAUUAUUUCAUUCAAUACCAUUAUCAUGGCAAAAUUGUCAACGUGAUUCAUCUGAUGUAUUAGAAUCUGAACUUGUUUCAUGUCAUUUACAUUAUUGGAUUGAUUUAAUUUUUGGAUCUGAAGCUGUUCGUGCUGUUAAUCUUGAUUCAAUAACAAAUCCAAUAGAUCGUGCUGCUAUUGAAACACGAAUAAGAAAUUUUGAUCAAGCACCAGCACAACUUUUAACUGAACCACAUCCACCAAGAAAUUCAGCAAUGAAUUUAACUCCAAUGAUGUAUAAUGUUACACCAGAAGACGUAUCAAUGAUAAUGAAAUUUUCAUCAAAUGCAUCUAUUAAACAUGUUUCUGCUAAUACAAAUCCAACACUUUCUAUACAAGCUAUUAUUACAAUUAGUAAUAAACAUGAUUUUUCUAUAAAUAAAUAUCAUCCAAAUGCUAGUACACCAACACAAACUUAUUCUGAAUCAUCACAAACAUCAAUACAUCAACAAACACAAUUACCAUUAAGCAUGGAUUCAAUAUUAGUAUCAAAUAUAAAUUUAAAUCGUCGUCAUUUGGAUGAUAAUUUUGAUGAACGUAUUCAACAACGACAUCAAAGUUUUGUUGUUACUGCUGAUAAUCGUUAUAUAAUAUCAACUGGUUAUUGGGAUAAAAUUUUUCGUGUACAAAAUACUGAUAUAGCUAAAAUUACACAAGUACUCUAUGGUCAUUUUGAUAUUGUUACAUGUGUAUGUCGUUCAGAAGUAACUAUUGCUGGAAAUUGUUUUCUUGCAACUGGUUCACGUGAUUGUACAGUUUGUAUUUGGAUAUGGAAUGAUACAAAAGGUGCAAUAGUUGAUCGUGAAUAUCCAAAUCAAGGUUAUAAUUAA